This is a messenger RNA of Zerene cesonia (dogface butterfly), 610 nucleotides long. RefSeq names its product prefoldin subunit 1. Gene Ontology annotation, cellular component: cytoplasm; prefoldin complex. Gene Ontology annotation, molecular function: protein folding chaperone. The transcript has a single exon. NCBI's taxonomy places the organism in Eukaryota, Metazoa, Arthropoda, Insecta, Lepidoptera, Pieridae. Bases 138 to 515 code for a protein of 125 amino acids. Gene Ontology annotation, biological process: protein folding. The record is from RefSeq and is a predicted model, not a curated record.
UGGUAACCCUGACGUCAUUUAGGAAUUAGAACGACAUUACUGUAGACAGUAGAGUGUAGAAUCGAAAAUAUAGUAAAGUUAACCUAAAUCGCAGUUGUUAGUUACUAGUAAGGUAUAUUAGAAACAAAAAAAUAAUAAUGGCGAGGCCGGUGGACUUAGAGUUAAAAAGAGCAUUUGGUGAACUCCAUGUGAAAAUGCUUGAAACGAGUAAGAAAAUACAAGUAAUUGAUACCCAAAUUGAAGUUCUGAAACAAGUCAUGCGACAUGUAGAUAUCACUCAACGGGAAAUCAGUACUUUACCACCUGACACAAAAACUUACGAUUGCGUUGGGAGGAGUUUCUUUUUAAUUAAUCUGGAGGAGGUUAAAACAAACCUUGCGAACAAGGUUACUCAAUUCAACACGCGUACCGCAGAACUCGAAGAGAAUAAGCAGUAUUUAGAAAAAAAUCUAAAAGAAAGCGAAGAUAACAUCAGGGAAAUGGUGCAACAGAGAAAGGAACAGGGUGAAAAGUAAACAUAAUAAUUUUCAGCAUCAAGUUCUUAUCAUUUGGCCAUUACAUUUGAGGCAGAUACACAACAACAAAACUGAAUAUUUCCUUUAACUAAUCA